AGCCUAUCCAGAAGCCGCCGGACAAGAGACGCCACCCUUCCUCGAUGACCCGACAACAUUAGAGCUCUAUGCCGGCUGCGGUGGCACAGCUCGAGGUUUCGAAGACGCUGGGUUCUGUGGUUUAGCUGGGGUAGAGAGAGAUGUAUUCGCAGCUCUUAGCUACGAGGCCAACUUUCCGCAUAUUAAAGUGUAUCAUGAGAAUGUGGAAACGUUCAUAGACGACAUCGAGACUGAAAAAAUUCAAUGGAAGCGCAGCGUCGCAGUGCUACUGGCCAGUCCGCCCUGUCAACCGUUCAGCAACGCAAAACGCAAACCUGGAAAAGAUGACGCAGAAAAUGAAGCGCAGCUUCAGACCGUCCUGCGCGCUAUCAAACACUUCCGUCCUCCCUAUGCGUGCAUCGAGAAUGUCGCUACCAUUCUCGCAACAAGAUACCGGCCUCAGUUUGGUGCCAUGCUUCGCGGUUUCCUUGAACAGGGUGACUCCGUGAAGUAUAUGACGCUCAACGCUGCCAAGUUCGGAGUAGGCUCCGAGCGCCCUAGAUUCGCUCUGUAUGUUGUGCGCCGGGGUCUCCCCUUACCAGCAUCUCCCAUACCGACGCACUAUUCUCCGCGCCGUGAGAGGGAGAACGAAGAGGUGAAAGGGCUGUUGCCGUUCGUAACUGUCAGGGACGCUAUUGGGGACCUGCAAUGGCGUAACCCUCGUGUCAAAAUCCAACGGACUGAUCAGCUUGGCAUACACUGCGAUGUCCCGAAGGACGGAGGACAACCUCAGCCAACCGAUUACGCGCUUUCGCUUGGCGCCCAAACAUCUGGUUCAGUCACUCAUCAUCGAACAGGAAAGCCAGCGAAUCCGACCUGGGACAGAAAACGGGCCAUAGGGAGCUACGAUGAGCCACUCGGCACUAUUCUGACGGUUCCUAACGGGAACUGGCCCUGCUGCCAUCCUUUGUAUGAGAAUGAGAUCAUGUCCCCGAGGGAACUCGCACGGAUCUCGUCUUUUCCUGACAAUCAUCGAUUCGCUGGACCUCCGAGCAAGCAGUACAAACAAAUAGGCAACGCUGUUCCACCGCUACUCGCCAAGGUCAUCGCAUUGCAGAUUCGUAAAUGUCUCGAAGAAUCAUACCCUCACAUGCGCUUCGCCCCCAUCCGAGAAUCUCACCGCAACAUAGCGGAUCUCAAGACCCUAGAGCAAGCUGCACUCGCUGGAGUCAGUGUACAAGGUGUCCCCCAUGAUGCAGCUCGCGAGGGUCGAAUUGGACGGUUUCUGUCUCGUCCACUUGGGGAGGUUGAUGGUACAUCCGAAGAUGAGAGACCUUCGAAAAAGACUCGUAUUGGAGUUGACUAGGUAUCCCUUUGGUAGCUGGGUUCACAACAAGCUGUCGUUUGUCCCUCAUAUUUUCGAAUU
Molecule: messenger RNA, 1405 nt
Organism: Stereum hirsutum FP-91666 SS1
Lineage: Eukaryota; Fungi; Basidiomycota; Agaricomycetes; Russulales; Stereaceae
Product: S-adenosyl-L-methionine-dependent methyltransferase
Exons: 7
Coding region: 452-1345 (297 amino acids)
Cellular component (GO): nucleus
Molecular function (GO): methyltransferase activity
Source: RefSeq, a predicted model, not a curated record